This is a messenger RNA of Paramisgurnus dabryanus, 957 nucleotides long. Its product is annotated as olfactory receptor 14J1-like. Gene Ontology annotation, cellular component: membrane. The record is from RefSeq and is a predicted model, not a curated record. Gene Ontology annotation, biological process: G protein-coupled receptor signaling pathway; detection of chemical stimulus involved in sensory perception of smell. Gene Ontology annotation, molecular function: olfactory receptor activity; odorant binding; G protein-coupled receptor activity. Lineage: Eukaryota; Metazoa; Chordata; Actinopteri; Cypriniformes; Cobitidae.
AUGGAUAACUCUUCUUAUCCUGUGAUGCUGACUCUUAUGGUGCCCAAAGAAUCAAAAUCAUUUAGGCACAUAUACUUUACUUGUUUUCUUUUCCUUUAUUUGCUCAUACUGUCUUUAAAUUUUCGACUUGUUUCUGUCAUUGUCAUGGAAAAAUCCCUUCAUGAACCAAUGUACAUAUUCAUAUGUAAUCUAUGUGUGAAUGCAAUAUAUGGAGCAUCAGGAUUCUACCCUAUAUUUUUGUAUAAUUUGAUUUUGGAUUCAUAUGUCAUUUCCUCUCACAUGUGUGCUCUGCAAACCUUUGUCAUAUACAGCUCUUUAAUGUCUGAGGUUACAAUAUUAACGGUCAUGUCAUAUGAUAGAUAUGUAGCCAUAUGCAGACCUUUAGACUAUCAUUCAAAAUUAACUAAAAGCACCUGCUUGAAAUUAAUUCUGUUUUCCUGGAUUGUACCAAACUGCUAUGCAGUUCCGACAUGCCUUUUAUCAAACUUAAGGGCGUUUUGCAAAUAUCACAUUGACAAAUUAUAUUGUGACAACUGGUCAAUUGUAAAACUGUCUUGUGCAUCACCUUUUGUUAAUAAUCUUUUUGGAUAUGUAAUUAUUGUCACAUUUACUUCUUUUGUAGUUGUUAUCAUAGUGUCAUACGUUAAACUCAUUGCUGGAUGUAAAGCAUCUUUAGAAAACAGAAAAAAAUUCUGGCAAACCUGUUUGCCACACUUACUGUCACUUAUCAAUUUCAUUUGUGCUUCUCUUUUUGAUGUCAUGUAUAGCAGAUACGGUGCUAAUGAUAUUUCAGAGAGUUUACGUCAUUUUUUGGCUUUAGAACUGAUUAUAGUUCCUCCUGUUGUUAAUCCUCUAAUCUAUGGAUUAAAUAUUAAGGCUGUGCGUAAAAGAGUUAUCCCGUCAUGUAUAUUAUUAAGAAAAAAAUGUUUCACAAAUAUUUGUUUAAAGCAAGUGUAA